This is a messenger RNA of Cygnus olor (mute swan), 2174 nucleotides long. Its product is annotated as sodium/iodide cotransporter-like. Lineage: Eukaryota; Metazoa; Chordata; Aves; Anseriformes; Anatidae. The transcript is spliced from 4 exons. Gene Ontology annotation, cellular component: membrane. Gene Ontology annotation, biological process: iodide transmembrane transport; sodium ion transport. The record is from RefSeq and is a predicted model, not a curated record. Gene Ontology annotation, molecular function: symporter activity. The annotation marks the transcript as partial.
CUGCACCGUCCCGGUGGCCUCACUGGUGCUGCGUGUUCCGGCGCCGGGACUGGGCAGGGCUGGGGUUUCUGGGCUGCGUAGGUGGCUGCAAGCAAAGAGGGAGAGUCAAAAAGUCCCCUUGGUGACUUCCUUCCUGCCCACAGCGUCUCUGAGCAGCCAGGGACUUCCUGACGAGGGAGGGGGAGAGGGGUGGGGGGCCUCCAAGGAGCCACCCAAAGGAGCCCAGGCGCAGGAGAGGGGCACCCCGCUUGGCCGGGGGCACCCCGCUGAUCCCACCAGGUGCCGCGGUGCCGCAGGGAUGGGUGCUGAGCAUCCUGCCCCUUAUCCUGUCCCAUGCUGCCCCCCUGACCGCGGUGCUGUCCCCAUGCACCUUGCGCUCCCCCCGCCCCGCUCGCAGCCCCCCAGGGUGGUCUCAGCCCCCCUCCAUUUGGGAGCUGGGUGCCCAGCCCCGGUGCCAUGCGGUUCCGCAGGCAGCCGCCGGCGGAUGUGGGGGGAUCCAGCCGCCGCCCUUCGUUGUUUUGUUUUUUUUUUCCCUUUCUGCUGCUCAAAAAGCACGUCAGGGAGCAGGGUCCUGCCUCCUGGGGACAAGGCCACCGGGGAUGCUUUGUCACUGCAGCCAGACCCUGGGGACCAGGGACCCUGCGCCGUGCCGGGGCACGAGGAACUGCCCCGUGGUGGCACCGAGCCGCUCCUUGGAGGGCACGUUGCCUGGUCCUGGCUCUGUCUCCAAGGCUGGGGCUCUUCCUGGGUCACAGCCCCGCUGUUUAAGGUGUGGGGACAACCUGUCUGGGAUGGGACAAAGCAGCGCUUGUGCCUGGGAAUGAGGAAGCUGGACCAGACCCAGUGUUCCUGCACCCCAGAGGGCAGAGCUACCACCCCGGUCCCCACGCUCAGGCCACCAGCGCUUGGCCUUGGACUCAGGGCCGGAUCCUGCACGUCGCGGUGCUGAGUGGCCGGGACCUGGGUGGGUGGCAGGGAAGGGGUUAUCACCACGGCCCCCGCCGGCUCCACGUCCCUCCCCGGUGCCUAAUCCUGCCUCCUGCCUGGCCCCGUGGCCAGCCCCUCGCCCCUCCGGCACAGCAGCGCCCGCCGAGCCCGCGGCAGCCUCGGCGCUCAGCCCCGCGCCGGCCGGAUCCUGGCCAAGUCCUCGGGGGAGCUGCCGGUGAGGAAGGUGCUUUUGCUGGGUAAAGGUUUAGCUUGGGUUUGUUUUGUCCCCGUCUGGAGAUAACUGGUGCUCAGGCAAAGCCCCUCCUCCUGUUUGCGCUGGGUUUGGGGGAUUGCUGCGUCCCGGCCGUGUCCUUCGGGUGCAGGACGACGGGCGGCCGACUUGCUCGGGCGCGGGUAGGACUGGGGAGUGCAGCGCUCAUCCCCCUGCGUGCUCUGGCUCUGGAGGUAUUUGGGGUGCUCUCCUCGCUGAGCCGGGGCUGACCCCUUUGCGCAGCCCUCGCCGGGAUGGGGACGGGGUCGGGGCCGCGGCGAUGUUUUGCUUCAUGCUUGCCUUAAACCUCGAUAAUUGCCCCAGGUUUUCUCCCGCUCCAGUUUGGCUGCUCCUGGGACGCACCGGGACCGCCGUGCCCUGUCCCGGCCGCGUGUCCCCGUCCUCGCUCCACGUCCCCGUGUGCCUGCAGGUGCCCGGUGGGGGCUGUCCCCCCCCCACAGCCACCACGCUGGCCCCGCUGGAGAGCCUGGAGGUGUGGGUGCCGGAGCCCCUCACCUUCAGCCUCUGGGACUACGGGGUCUUCGGGCUGAUGCUGCUGGUCUCCACGGGCAUCGGGCUCUUCCACGGCCUCUCCAAGGGCGGCCAGAAGACCUCGGAGGACUUCUUCACGGGCGGCCGGCGGAUGGCGGCGGUGCCGGUGGGGCUCUCGCUCUCGGCCAGCUUCAUGUCGGCCAUCCAGGUGCUGGGGGUGCCGGCCGAGGCGUACCGCUACGGCUCCAAGUUCCUCUGGAUGUGCCUGGGGCAGCUGCUCAACACCCUGCUCACCGCCCACCUCUUCCUGCCCGUCUUCUACCGCCUGGGGCUCACCAGCACCUACGAGUACCUGGAGCGGCGGUUCAGCAGGCGCGUGCGGCUCUGCGGCACCGUGCAGUACAUAGCGGCCACGGUGCUGUACACAGGGAUCGUCAUCUACGCCCCCGCCCUGAUCCUCAACCAAGUGACCGGCUUGGACAUC